Molecule: messenger RNA, 3599 nt
Organism: Pomacea canaliculata
Lineage: Eukaryota; Metazoa; Mollusca; Gastropoda; Architaenioglossa; Ampullariidae
Product: zinc finger protein Gfi-1b-like
Exons: 2
Coding region: 657-2159 (500 amino acids)
Biological process (GO): regulation of DNA-templated transcription
Molecular function (GO): RNA polymerase II cis-regulatory region sequence-specific DNA binding; DNA-binding transcription factor activity, RNA polymerase II-specific
Source: RefSeq, a predicted model, not a curated record
CUAUGGAAGCCACGUGAGUCGAUUCAUCAGCCUCCACAACACAUCAGCAGCCACGUGGGACUGUCAUUCUCUCUCACGUGCCGCGGUGGGCGGGGCCAAAUACCUUUCCAUCCAGGCUGCUCUUGCUUGCAGGAAGGCGGUACCAUCCCUCUCUCUCUCUCACUCCCUCACAGACGGUUGUUUAUUUUUGUGUCGUACAGCAAACCAUGCAUCAGCCCUACAACCCAACCAAGCCAAUCCAUCCCUGUCUGUCCGUUCCCUGGAUUCAUUUUACGGACUCUCGACUUUGACCUUUCGCUGAAUGCACGUGCAUUCUUCUCUUCAUUCCAUCCCUCCCUCCCUGUCCUUCGGACGAAGAAGUGAACAAACCUGUCUGCACGCGCGCAACCUUCUCCAGCUUCGCCACACCCACCGCAGUGCUGUCCUCGCGCGCCGCGAUCGCGUUAAAAAGUAGUGCGCGUGCUGGCGUCUGCAGUCGCUGCCAGUCCCUCCUGCACGUGCAACUGUCAACAGCCAGCAAGCGUGCGCGUGUGUGUUGGUGAGAGUGUCCACGAGCUGUCAUCUACAAGGACCGAUUUUCAGCACCUCUAAACUCGUCAUAUGAGACUGAAUCAUCAGGUGGACAGAGCCGGCUCCUUGUUCAAAGAGAGGUCACCAUGCCGACCCUGUCCAUGUCCCGACUCGACAAACCGUUACGUCACAGCAUCGCGGCCAUCUUAGACAAGUGCUCCCCUCCUCCCUCCCCUUCCAGCUGCUGCUACGACGGGUCAUCAGGUGUGUGCUACCUGCCGCAGACGGCAUUGCUUCCUCUCGUCGUCCCCAACGGUCGUGCACCGCUGUCCACGACAGCCGGAAGUGACGUCACGGAACGUGCACACGCAUCCGGAAGGGUUAACGACGCUCCCGGGAGGGACGAGACGACAACAAGAGAGCCGACAAUGCACACGAUGCUGAGGAGGUCGUGGUCGUUGAUGGAAAACGACGGUGUUAUUACGGCGGGACACGUGACAGAUGAGCUGUUAUCGGCAGAUGACAAGGAUGAUCGGAAAAGCGUCCUGGCGUCUCCGCCGUUUGCUGCGAAGGGUAUCCACCCGCUCUUGCCUUCGAGAGCAUCGGGUGGAACAGUCACCAAUCAUCUUUCGAUGAUGCGAUCCCCCUACACAGCAGACGACACGACGCCUGCUGUCAAAAGUGCCUUCAGACCAAUUGUCCGGCCUUGGAUCGCAGGAGGAUCGGUGAAAAAAACUGCCGAGCAGCUUCCGAUGGUGUCCGCCAGAGUCUUAAAGAGUGCAAAACCUUUUCCUCUUUGUCCUGCUAGAAAAGCUCCAAUGGAAUCCGAUCACGUGACACGACCCCCUUUUGCGCAGCCUUCUCUUGAUGCAGUCGUUCUGUUCAGACAGCAAAGCUCUGCCUUUCGAGCGGUCUGCAGGUCUGAACAGGAAGCCAGUCGACAGCAACCCGUGACGAACAGAACUUCCGGUGUGCAGCUGGGAAUGGCUGCAGGUGUAAUAGGGUGUGGGCAUCCCAUGGCAAGCAGCCUGUCUUCUUGGCUCUCCUGGUUGCAGACUCGCGGUCUGCACUUGGGAUCCCUUUUCCAUCAUCCGGGCUGCCACCACCACCAGCACCAGCAGCAGCAACAACAGAGGCCGAACCACGGCCUGCAGCAGCCCCUCCCUCUGCAGACCCUGACCACCACCGGCGUUGCUCUUUCUUGCCAGCAGGCUCCGCGCUACAACUGUGAAGCCUGCGGCAAGAGUUACUCCACCUUCGGGGGGUUGUCCAAGCACAAGCAGUUCCACUGCGCGGCGCAGGUCAAGAAGGACUUCCGCUGCAAGUUCUGCGACAAGAACUACUCGUCCCUGGGCGCCCUCAAGAUGCACAUCCGUACACACACGCUGCCCUGCAAGUGCGGAGUCUGCGGCAAGGCCUUCUCACGACCCUGGCUGCUGCAAGGCCACGUCCGCACGCACACGGGGGAGAAACCUUUCACCUGUCCGCACUGCGCACGUGCCUUCGCCGACCGCUCCAACCUGCGCGCGCACCUGCAGACGCACUCUGAGGUCAAGAAGUACAGCUGCCGCUCGUGCUCCAAGACCUUCUCGCGGAUGUCGCUGCUGACGAAGCACCGGGAAUCGACCUGCGCCGCCUUCCAGCGAUGAAGCCGUCAGUCGGUCUUCUAGGUGGAAACAAAGGGAGGACAGCGAGGUGUGGAAAUUGAGAUCGGAUGCUUCAUCUUACAGACAAUGGAAAAAAAACUAACAAAAACAAAGAAGCAAACAAACACACAUGGGCGAAUAAACAAACACGCAAGCAAACAAAUAAACAAACAAACAUGCAAACAAACAAGGAAAAAAACGCAUAAAUUAAUUGGGUUAACUGAUUUGCAAAGGAAGUGUAGCGAAAGCAGGAACAUUGGAUGUGACAAUGUUUGUUCUAAACAUAAACAAAAGAUAAACAGAAUAUUAUGGGCCUACAAGCUACAAACAUUGUCCCCGCCUCUUCGACACCUUGCACCUAGUUCCUGUACUCAGUUUUCGUGGCUCGUGGAAGGCAACAGCGACCAACGAAGGAUCAUAUUUGUUUGUCCACGUUGACAUGCUGGACAUACUUCAACCGUUUUCAAAAUGAAUGAAGAAAACACAGAGUACAAACCAGGUUCAGACUGCUGGCUAGAAGCUAGCUCGGUGGCUAACUCAAAGCAAUCAGCUUAGAAAAUAAAGCAUUUUCGCCAACUGCCACCUAGCGAGAACCUGGUCAUUUGGCGGUUGGAUGUUAAAGAAGUAUCCAGUGUACGUUGGACAGUUUCCAGACUACGUGGCCACCCUUUGAGGACCAAUGCAACCAGAAUGGACAGAACAAACCAUACAUUUAGGUGCCUUAUUGAUUGAGUAUAAAUAUUUAUAUUUUUGAGACAAAUAUUGAGAAACUUUGUUUCUAAUCAUGUUUUUUCGGGGAAAGAGAACCUGCCGAAGUGCCUAUCAUUAAAAACUUUUCAGUGGGGUUGUGGGGAUUAUCUAUUGACAAACAGAGUAAAAUGUGGCAAAUUUGUAACUAAGAAUUGUUAUUCGGUCAACUGUUACUACAGUUUCUUGUCGCUCACAUCGGACUCUGGUGACAAAAUAUUAACUUUUUUUUCUAUAUACUGCAUUAUAUAAAUAAAGCAAGGUUUCUUGUGAGAGUUACUUCGAAGGAUGUCCAUUUUAUUUACUUAUGUUGUAGUUUAACUAACAUAAAAUCGCAACUUUUUUAGCAAUUUGUUUUUUGUUUUUGUUUUUGUUUUUGUUUUUUUGCCUCUGCUGUAGUAUCCGUUUUCUUAGAAGACGCGUUGACAAUUUUUGAGUUUGCAUUGGGCUGGACAUCAACAAAGAUUGUAAACAACUUGCCGAGAGGAUAGUUACAGUAAUGAAUCAUGUGAUUAGUCACAUCUGUCAGUUUAUGUGUAUUUAAUAUUGAUAAUAAGUGAAACACUAGGAUUAUGGUGUUUCAUAUCAUAUCACAUGUAAUCAACACCAUAUGAUGCUUAUAAUUAUCAUGGCCUCUUGGUGUUAUCUGUGAAGUUAUAUAUGUAACAAUUGAUCGCGAUGGUGAAUAAAGAUGCG